Messenger RNA from Rhea pennata, 2014 nucleotides. It is a transcript of the gene LHFPL6, whose product is annotated as LHFPL tetraspan subfamily member 6. The record is from RefSeq and is a predicted model, not a curated record. Bases 441 to 1043 code for a protein of 200 amino acids. Gene Ontology annotation, cellular component: membrane. Lineage: Eukaryota; Metazoa; Chordata; Aves; Rheiformes; Rheidae. The transcript has 4 exons.
GCGGCGGCGGCGGCGAGGUGCGCUGCCGCCCGGGAGCGGAGUCAAACGGGGCCCGAGAGAAACGCGAGGAGGCAGGGAGGGAAGGCCGGGACCGGGGCCGGGGCCGGGGCCGGGGUGGGGGAGCGUCCCGGGUCCCGCCCCGGAGCGCCCGCGUCGCCUCCGCGCCGGUACCGCGGCGGCAGAGUCACUCGGGGCGGCCGCGACGCGCCGGCCCCGCGCCCAUGUGCUCCGGGGAGCCGCGGCGGGGACCCCCGCUCCCAGCCUGGACCUUUGUCUUCAUGAUGGGAGAAAACAUGAUCAUGGCUGUUAAGAUCGAAGCUUCUCCCAGGGCAAGGAUUUAUCAAGGCUGAGAGACUCUGGAUUAUCCAUAAACCUUCUCUAAAAUACAUAGGCGUCUCCCUGUCUUCUCAUUGUGAGGGGUCUUGAGUACAGAUACCAAGAUGGCAUCCAGCCUCACCUGUGCUGGCGUGAUCUGGGCCUUCCUCUCCUUCCUUUGCGCUGCUGCCUCCUGCGUGGGGUUCUUCAUGCCCUACUGGCUCUUGGGGUCUCAGCUGGAGAAGUCUGUUUCCUUCGGCACUUUCCGGAGGUGUUCAUACCCAGUGCGGGACGAGAGCCUCCAGACGACCGUGAUGGUGGAGCAGUGUGGCCGCUACGCCUCCUUCCAGGCUAUCCCAAGUGCUGAGUGGAGGAUCUGCACCGUGGUGACAGGGCUGGGCUGCGGGCUGCUCCUCUUGGUGGCCCUGACGGCACUUAUGGGCUGCUGUGUGUCCGAGCUCAUCUCCAGAACCGUGGGCAGGGUAGCAGGAGGCAUCCAGUUCCUGGGGGGUUUGUUGAUUGGCUCUGGUUGCGCUCUCUAUCCUCUUGGCUGGGACAGUGAAGAAGUAAGACAAACCUGUGAUAACCUUUCUAACCAGUUUGAAUUGGGGACCUGCGAGAUCGGCUGGGCCUACUACUGCACGGGCGGCGGGGCGGCGGCGGCCAUGCUGAUCUGCACCUGGCUGGCCUGCUUCUCAGGCAAGAAGCAGAAGCAGUACCCGUACUGAGCGGGAGCCGGCCGCCGGGGCCGCCCGGCGUGGAGCGGCGGCGCCCACGGGACUCGCAAGUGCUCUAGCUCCUGCGGCGGGGGGCUGGUGGGGGGUGCGUGUGGGGAAGGGGCGAGCUGGGGGUGGAGGAGGAGGCCCCAGCCCUCCGGGGCCGCCCCUCGAAGAAGGCGACCUCCCCUGAGCCGGGGAAGCUCCGUCUCGGCGAGCGGCGAACCGCUGCCGCGAUGGAUCGGUGGGAGCAGGGCGGCGUCGGCGGGACGGGGCUGCUCCCCGCGCUGCCCUUCCGCGCGGCGCGCCGGAAAGCACACGCACGCUCGCACGCACGCUCGCACGCACGCACGCGCGCACGGACGUGGACCAUGGCACAAAACGAGCAGAGAGGAAAACGUCUCGGUGCGAUUCUUUCUCCCUCCACCCCACUUUCUCUUUUUCUUUCUUUUUUUUUUUUUUUUUUUAGAAAAAACUCCUUUCCAAUGGUUUAAGAUUCAGUGUUACGACACUUUUUAACCUGUACGUUAAACUUAAUACGGGGACCAAUAAGCCACUUUAUCAGUAUUUUGUAUAUGCUCUACACACUUUCCUCCCCAGACAUUUAGCCGCUGCUUAAUCAGCCCUAUAGGACUUUUAUUAAGCCUCUGUGUUAUCGGCAUUAUUACAAAAAUGCAACAUAAUUACUUGGCAUAUGUAGCCUUUGCCUAUAGUACUUUUAUGAAGUGCAGUAAAUGGACGUUUUUCUGUCCAUUGAAAAUACCACUUAUGGUACUGUAGAACUCUGUUGGUUAUGUAAGACUAACAGGAAACUUCUUCCAGACAUAGACUUUGUCGCUGUUAUGUUUAGCUCAUUGAUGUCGUAUUGUGCUGUACCAUGUUUAUUAUUCAAUAUUCAUUUUUGUAAAAAAAAAUAUAUAUAAAUGUGCUAUUUUAUGUUUGUAUUUGAAAAUCUCUGUAAAUAAAUUUUUCCUUGAUCAAUA